AUGCUCGUCAACACUGUUGUGCCGGAGCCCUAUCUGGACGAAGUCUUCCACAUCCCGCAAGCACAAGCCUACUGCAGCAACCGCUUCGCCGUCUGGGACCCGAAACUCACCACCCCCGCCGGCCUCUACCUGCUCUCCUACCCGCUCGCCUUCAUCUCCACGUGCACGCCCGCCGCGCUGCGGUUGCUCAACGCCGUCGGUGUGGCUCUCGUGCUGCCGCUCGUCACGUACCAGAUCCUGCGUCUCGUGCACCCGGGCUUGCCGCGCGCCGCGGCCGCACACAGCGCUGUCAACGUGGCGCUGUUCCCGCUGCUGUUCUUCUUUGCCGGAUUGUACUACACGGACGUGUAUUCGACGGUGUUUGUGCUGCUAAGCUACUUGUGCUGGCUGCAGCGCCGGACGUGGGCGAGUGCGGGGGCGGGAUGGGUGGCGCUGUGGUUCAGGCAGACGAAUGUGUUGUGGGCUGUGUUUCUGGUUGUGCUGGAGGGCGUGAGGGCGCUUGAGGUUGCGCAGGGGGAGGAGAAGGCGGAGGAGCCUGCUGCUGCUGCGGCGGCGGCGGUCGAGGCGGUGGCGGAGGGGAAGGAGGUGACGCCGGCGGUGACACCGAUUGCGUCGCCGGGGGGGAGGAGGAAGAAGAGGAAGGGACGGCCGGCCGUGGCAUCCCCGCAGGCACCGACGCCGCCGGCGCUGAGUAGGGUGAAUUCACGGCUUGCGGAGGAGGAGCCGCUGCAGCCGCUGGUGGUGCUGCCGCAGGAGGAGGUCCAGGAUGGGCCGUGGACUAUCAAUGUGCAGUCCACCCCCGCGCGCACCAGCGAGCUGUCCCAAGCGUGGUCCCGCGUCCUCGACAUGGCGUCCAAGAUCCGCGUCUGGAACCCUCCGUUCACGGCCUCCGUCACUGCGCAGGACUUCUUCUUCUCAACCCCCGUGUCCAUCCUCCUCGCGGCGCUGCAGCACUGGACCGCCCUGCUCGUCGCGAUCCUACCGUACCUGUGUGUGCUCUCGUCCUUCGCCAUCUUCAUCCUCUGGAACAACCUCUCCAUCGUCCUCGGCGACAAAUCCGCGCACCAGCCCACCCUCCACAUCCCACAGCUCUUCUACUUCGCAACCUUCACGCUCCUCACCUCCUGGCCACUCCUGCUCUCAAAAUCCUUCAUCGCAGAGUGCUGGGCCGAUAACGUCGGCAUCUACAUCACGCUCCCACGCCGCUCCGCACGCGGCAAACGCGCGCGCAAGCUCCCGCCUGGCUUCGCCCCCGCCGCGGCCACAAAGCCCGUGUCAGUGGCCUGGCUGACACUGCUCCGCACCACAUGUUUCUUAGCGGCGAUUGUGUUUACUGUUCAUUACAACACGUACCUGCACCCGUACCUGCUUGCGGACAACCGGCACUUUGUGUUUUACGUAUUCCGGCGGAGCAUCCUGCGCCACCCGCUCGUGCGGUAUGCGUUGGCGCCGGUGUAUCUGGUCGCUGCAUGGAGCGUGCUCGCGGGUCUGCGGCGCGGGGGCGUGGUGAGUGUGGUGUGGAUGUGGGGGUGGACAGCGGCGGUCGUGGGGACGCUGGUGGGCGCGGGGCUGGUGGAGCCGCGGUAUUUUGUUGUGGGGUGGGUGUUGUGGAGGGUGCAUGUUUGUGGUGGCGGGGAGGGGGAGGGGGUGGAAAAGUGGAGGAGGUGGGCAGAGACUGUGGGCUUUGUGCUCGUGAAUGCGGGAGUGUUGUGGGUGUUUUUGAGGUGGGGAUUCGCGUGGGAGGGUGAAGCGGGGGUGCAGAGGUUUAUGUGGUAG
This is a messenger RNA of Morchella importuna, 1776 nucleotides long. RefSeq lists its product as uncharacterized. Bases 1 to 1776 code for a protein of 591 amino acids. The record is from RefSeq and is a predicted model, not a curated record. Gene Ontology annotation, biological process: dolichol-linked oligosaccharide biosynthetic process; protein N-linked glycosylation. The transcript is spliced from 2 exons. Lineage: Eukaryota; Fungi; Ascomycota; Pezizomycetes; Pezizales; Morchellaceae. Gene Ontology annotation, molecular function: dolichyl pyrophosphate Glc2Man9GlcNAc2 alpha-1,2-glucosyltransferase activity. Gene Ontology annotation, cellular component: endoplasmic reticulum.